AACUCCUCCUCCUUUAUGCUUGGCCUGGGUGGGUAUAUUCUGCGGUUUGAUUCUCUCUCUUAAACAGUGUUUACCACAACGUAACGUAAUAAAGAAAGAACAGAUAGACAGAGAAAGAGAGAGAGAGAGACUCCUAUGGGCCCUCAAUCUAAGGUGUUGAUUCCUGUGUUUAUUAGAGAUUCUUCUGUGCCCUAUGAUCUGUAAUGGGAGUUUGUGAAUGGCUACUUCAACUCGUUUGUGUUUAUGAUAAAAGUGGUGAUGAUGAUGUUGGCAUAAGGGUUGACAAUGGCUAUCUCUUAAUGUUUUGAUGCCUGAACUGAAGGAUCUGCUAACAUGGAAUAGACUAAAUUGACCUUUUCAAGUGCCAUAUUAGUUGCAGUGCUAUCUGUCUUUCACUAAAUUCUCAGCAGGAUUUUAAGGAAUAUGGCUACUUACAUUAUGUUGUGAAAGCAUGUCUGUUUGUAGCUGUUAGGAGUAAGUGAUAUUUAUCAGAAGGAAAAUAUAUAUAUAUAUAUAUAUAUAUAUAUAUAUAUAUAUAUAAAUGUAUAAAUAUAUAUUAGGAAUAAGUGGUGGGAGUAUUAAGUACAAAUUGUGAAAGGGAAUAUUUAUCAUCAACGAAGAGUGCACUAUUUUUUUCUUUGGUAAGUAGAAUAAUACUACUCUGAAGUCUCUGAUGGAAGAAGCUUUGCUUCAAAGCCAAAAGAAAACUCGCAAAGUUUUACUGGGUGGGUCUCAGAAAGAUCUGUGGCUUGUUGUGCGAGAGGGCUCUGUGGCCGAUGUAGAAUUGGCUUUGGCAUCACUGAAGAAGAGUGGGGGUAACAUAAAUUCAAGGAACACAUUUGGCCUCACGCCUCUUCAUAUUGCAACAUGGAGAAAUCACAUACCCAUUGUUAAGAGGCUACUUGCGGCUGGUGCAGACUCUAACGCAAGGGAUGGUGAAUCAGGAUGGAGUAGCCUUCACAGGGCUCUACAUUUUGGUCAUCUUGCAGUGGCAAGUAUUCUUCUUCAAUCUGGUGCUUCUAUCACAUUGGAGGACUCUAAAUUCCGAACACCCAUCGAUCUACUUUCUGGGCCUGUGUUGCAGGUGGUAGGAAAUGCAGAUAAUUCAGCGACUGAGGUGUUUAGUUGGGGAAGUGGUGUGAACUAUCAACUUGGAACUGGAAACGCCCACAUUCAGAAGUUACCAUGCAAGGUUGAUUCACUUCAUGGAUCAUUUAUCAAAUUGAUUUCUGCUGCAAAAUUCCAUAGUGUAGCAGUCAGUGCUUGUGGAAAAGUCUACACUUGGGGAUUUGGAAGGGGGGGCCGCCUUGGGCACCCUGAUUUCGAUAUUCACAGUGGUCAAGCUGCAGUUAUCAUUCCACGACAGGUGACUUCUGGGUUAGGGGCUCGCCGAGUGAAGGCAAUUGCAGCAGCUAAACAUCAUACAGUUGUUGCAACAGAGAGCGGGGAAGUGUUUACUUGGGGUUCUAAUAGAGAGGGUCAACUUGGCUACACUUCUGUGGACACCCAACCUACGCCACGGAGAGUGAGUUCCCUGAGGUCAAAAAUAGUUGCUGUUUCUGCUGCUAACAAGCACACUGCUGUAGUUUCAGAGUGCGGUGAGGUUUUUACAUGGGGCUGCAAUAAAGAGGGUCAACUUGGUUAUGGCACCUCUAACUCAGCUUCAAAUUACACUCCAAGAGCGGUUGAAUACUUGAAAGGCAAAGUUUUUGUUAGAGUUGCAACAGCAAAAUAUCACACAAUCGUUUUAGGAACUGAUGGAGAGGUAUUAACUUGGGGUCACAGACUUGUCACUCCAAGACGUGUAGUAAUCUCAAGGAACAUAAAAAAAAGUGGGAGCACUCCACUGAAGUUCCACCGUAAAGAACGGCUACAUGUGGUUGCUAUAGCUGCAGGGAUGGUGCAUAGCAUGGCUCUUACAGAUGAUGGUGCACUAUUUUAUUGGGUUUCCUCUGAUCCUGAUCUUCACUGCCAACAGCUAUAUUCGCUGUGUGGAAGUAGCAUGGUGAGUGUUUCUGCUGGGAAGUACUGGACUGCUACAGUAACAUCUACAGGUGAUGUUUAUACGUGGGAUGGGAAGAAAAGAAAGCAUGAGCCACCCACUGUGACUCGGUUACAUGGCGUAAAGAGGGCUACUUCAGUAUCAGUUGGAGAAACACAUCUAUUGGUUAUUAAUUCUCUCUAUCAUCCUAUCUAUCCUCCUAAUGUUGUCAAUAAUUCUCAGAAACUGAACCAAAAGGUUAGAAAUGAAUUAGAUGAGUUAAAUGAAGAUUUUAUGUUUAACGAUAUGGAGUCCGACAAAAUUUUAUCUGCUGUACAAAACGAUGAUGUUGGCAACAGGCCAAUACCAAGUUUAAAAAACCUUUGUGAGAAAGUGGCAGCUGAAUGUUUGGUGGAACCACGAAAUGCUAUACAACUACUUGAAAUUGCAGAUUCACUGGGAGCAGAUGAUCUUAGGAAACAUUGUGAGGAUAUCGCUAUUCGCAACCUUGAUUAUAUUCUCUCUGUCUCAGCUCAUGCUAUUGGUAGCACCUCACUUGAUGUUCUAGCUAAUCUUGAGAAAUUGUUUGAUUUGAGGUCAUCUGAACCCUGGAGUUACCGUCGGCUUCCAACCCCAACAGCUACUGUUCCCGUAAUUAUUAACAGUGAAGAAGAGGAUGGGGAGAGUGAAUGUUUUAGGACUCGUGACAGCAGUAACAAAAAACAAACCUCUAAGAAAGAAAGAGACCAGAAGAUAGAUUACUUCCUAAAACCCAAUGAUGAAGUGGAUCAAGAAAUUUGUAAAGAAGUCCGUGCUUUAAGGAAAAAAUUGCAACAGAUUGAAACGCUUGAAGACAAGCAGUCCAAGGGUUAUCCUCUCGAUGACCAGCAGAUUGCAAAGCUUCAGACAAGGUCAUCUCUGGAGAGCUCACUAGUUGAGCUCGGCAUUCCGAUUGAGACAAUGAAUGCAAAAACAUAUUCAGUUUUAUCAGACGGAAAAGGAAGUAAAAAGGCGGAGGUAUCAAGAAAACAGAGGAGAAAGAGCAGACGAAAGGUAGGACAGCUGGAAGCAGAUUCUGGCAAUUAUGGGACUGGAGUAGAACCCAACCCCGUCAAGGGUUUCUUAAAUGCCGAAAUCUCUCAAGUAAAGCAAAAGGAUGACAACGCAGAGUUUGAAGGAACUGCGGGCAACCAAGUCAUGGAAGAGUCUCCGUUCUGCAUUAAGAUGAACCUUUCGGACAUUCCACGAAGUAGUAGUCCGUCACCAAAAGCAUCUAAGAAGAAAAAUAAGAAAGGUGGGCUUUCUAUGUUCUUGAGUGGCGCCCUUGAUGACAUUCCUAAAGAUGCUGCUCCCCCACCAACAGUGCCUAAAAAUGAGGGGCCUGCUUGGGGUGGUGCCAAAGUUUCAAAGGGAUCUACCUCUCUCCGUGAGAUACAGGAUGAGCAGCAAAAAACCAAAGGGAAUCAUCCCAUUAGGAGCAAAGACCAGGUUGAAGAUCCUUCUGACGGCAAAAAUGGAGGAAAAUUUCGACUGAGUUCAAUUUUGCCUUCCAAUCCUAUACCUGUGGUUUCAACUCAUACAUCACAGGUGUCCGAUGGAGAGAGAAGCACACCUCCUUGGACUGCUUCCGGGACCCCACCGUUUCAUUCUCGUCCAUCGUUUAGGGACAUUCAAUUGCAACAGGGAAAACAUCAUCAAAAUCUUUCCCAUAGCCCGAAGACUAGAACAACUGGAUUCUCAGUUGCUACUGGUCAGGGCUCACCGUCAGAUCCUAGUGGUCCAAACCGCUGGUUCAAACCGGAGAUCAAUGCACCCUCAUCAAUCCAUUCUAUUCAGAUUGAGGAGAGGGCUAUAAAGGACCUCAAACGUUUUUACAGCAGUGUUAAAAUUGUAAAAAACACCUCUUGAAGGGUUAGAGACUUGACUUUUUUCGUCUUCUUUCCGUGUCCUUCAUUGAUUUAUUUAUUUAUUUUUCGUGGUGCACUGCUGUAAUUGACUGUAUAGAUGAUCUUACUGUACAGUCUUCUUUUAUUUUUCCUUUUUCAAAGAAAAUGUUUUUAAGGUA
Cornus florida is the source of this 4046-nucleotide messenger RNA. RefSeq lists its product as uncharacterized. NCBI's taxonomy places the organism in Eukaryota, Viridiplantae, Streptophyta, Magnoliopsida, Cornales, Cornaceae. The transcript has 11 exons. Gene Ontology annotation, molecular function: protein binding. Bases 674 to 3889 code for a protein of 1071 amino acids. The record is from RefSeq and is a predicted model, not a curated record.